CGUUGACCUCCCUGCUGGCGAUUGCUAUCCAAGUCCUAUUUUCUGGUCACUUUUCACCUUCGUCCAGACCAUUCCUGUGCAUCGCGCGGGCAUUCUUUCAAGCCCGAACCCAAAAUGCCCGUGCUUAGCGAAAUCAGGUACUCGCGCGAGGCGACUGUCGCUGCCGUCACGGGGUACUUUGAUUUCCUGGCCAAGAUGUACCUCAACGAAGCCGACAUUCUCAGACCACCGGAAGGGGGCUGGCCCGAGAUCAUGCCGCAGCGGCUCAAGGGCUUGGGCAAGACCGACGAAGUCACCUUGCUGCUGCGCCAUCUCCCGUACAUCCGCCCUAACUACGCCAUUUCCGGCCCUGAUGCAGGUCCCUGCGGCGUUCAGUUUUACUGCUGGCUUGACCCGAUACGCUCCCUCGACCUCACGGGACAAGAGUCGCAAGACUCCGAGGAGGAAUUCGACACGAUGAAAUUCAUGACCGAGGGCGGCCACCGCGAUGUGAUUCCCUCACACGUUGUCGGUCUCACUUCGAGCGAGGAUUUGGAGGACCUGUUCAUGCUCGACACGCAACUUGGAGUCAUUUACUGGCUUGAGUGCCCUGGCAGGAUCUGGCACCACCCGACCCGGGAACGGAUCGAAGACGAUGCGUACGAUUAUGCCGCCGAAGAUGAGGCAGACUGGCGAAACUACCCCGCAUUUGCCAUUGCCGACUUCUUCGAGCUUCUCAAGGACCAGUUCCGGCAGCUGGAUGUCAUUCCCAUUAGCCCAUCUAGAGUACUCGACCCCACGCUCCAGGCCAUCUAUCGUGAACAUAGCUGGCCCGACCUGGAUCGUUAUCAAAAAGAAGAGUGUCUGAAAGCAGUCGGGGCGAUGGCUAGAGAGCGCUACCCCAUUUCGUUGUGA
Messenger RNA from Chaetomium strumarium, 894 nucleotides. RefSeq lists its product as uncharacterized. NCBI's taxonomy places the organism in Eukaryota, Fungi, Ascomycota, Sordariomycetes, Sordariales, Chaetomiaceae. The record is from RefSeq and is a predicted model, not a curated record. The transcript has 2 exons. The coding region runs from base 115 to 894 and encodes 259 amino acids.